UACACACAGCACCCGGCUAAAUUGUUUUAACCCAAUGCGGCCCCCCAAGUCAGAAAUUUGGGGGACCCCCCAGUUAGACUUUGGUCUCAGGUAAGGAGUUAAACUUUGUUUCCUUCACGCUCCUUACCUGACACCACAAACUCUAGUUGAAGAUAAAUGAUUAGAAAUGAAACAUUUUGAUGAAUGAUGUGAUCAUUAAGAGUAUUGAUAAGGACAUGGCAGCUGCAGCACGUGAGAGGUCAAAGUUUCACAAGCUUUUCUUUUGUUUUGUUUUGUUUGCAAGACACACACCUGUGCUCAGGUGAGCACGCCUCUCACUUCCCAAUAACUCUUAUCUCUGCACACUUCUCUGGAAUAGUCUCACCGACUAUUUAAGAACAGGACACACACACACACUCUCACUUGUAAACGUUCUGCCUGGAAGUCGAUGCCUAGAAGAAGCAGAAGCAGAAGCAGGAGAAGUAGAAGAAGAAGAAGAUGUCUGCCAGCAGCAGCAGCAGCAGUGUGAUCCCAGAAGAAGACGACAUGGAGUGUGUGAUUUGUUUCCAGACGUAUUGUCUCCAGCAGCGGGUUCCACGCAUGCUGCACUGCAACCACACCUUCUGUGCACCGUGUCUGGAGAGACUCUCCCACCUGGAAGGUGUGAUCAGGACCAUCUGCUGCCCGCUCUGCCGCUGGAUCACCUGUGCCAGGGCCAGCCUCAGCCUGCCCGCUGCCUUGUGGGUCAACACCCACAUCUGGGACAUGAUUGCACACAGAGAGCAGCAGGAGAAGAAGAAGAAGGAGAAGAAGGAGGAGAAGAAGAAGUCAACGUGGAGGAAGCAGAAGGACCAUCGUCUCAUCCAACCCAUCUUAGUGGAGUCCAAGUCCCCAGAGGUCAAGUGGAGGUUCCAAAGAAUGUUCCGCUGCGUGUCACAGACUUAAGAAUGUUGGCAGAAGUGGAUCUGCCGCUGCUCUUCUUCUUCUUCUUGUCACUUCCACCAAGUUUGUCACUGGUCCUGCAAGAAGUUUCACUGUACAAAAUGUACAUUACUGCAAGGUGAAGAUUUUGCCAAUUUUGACUGUCAAAUCUACAAUGUGAACAUUAUUUAUCUUUUAUAUUUAUUGCUGAAAACUAAUGUCAUGUGAAAUCUUUCCUUUGUUAAAAAAAUGGAUCAAAUACAUAAAUGUGAUUUUUUUUUUUAUACCAAUUUCU
This is a messenger RNA of Nerophis ophidion (straightnose pipefish), 1195 nucleotides long. RefSeq names its product RING finger protein 208-like. The record is from RefSeq and is a predicted model, not a curated record. The coding region runs from base 478 to 924 and encodes 148 amino acids. Lineage: Eukaryota; Metazoa; Chordata; Actinopteri; Syngnathiformes; Syngnathidae. Gene Ontology annotation, biological process: protein ubiquitination. The transcript is spliced from 2 exons. Gene Ontology annotation, molecular function: ubiquitin protein ligase activity.